UCCCAUAGAGCUAUAUUGGAAUAUAUAAAAGGAAAUAGUUUAUAUUUGUCUUUUGCUUGUUCUGAAGUUAAGUAUGACUGAAGGACCACCUCACAACUGUGCUCUGAGAUAACGCCAUUCUAUAAGCCAAGGCUAUGGAGGAGUUAUGGAAGUUAGAGUCAGUAGAACUAAGUGAAUCAAGACAGUUUAUCAGUCGACUGUCAGAUCGCCUCAAGACCACUAGAGACCCUGGUCUACUAGGAGAGCUGGUCGAGUUCUACUUUAAGAAUGGUUCAAAGCGAGCAAGAAAAGUACUUACAUCAUUGAGAGAGGCACACUCACAGGACUAUUUUGACAAGUUGCAUGAGAGCAUACAAAAGACCUCCACUCGACUACCAGUGCUGAAACUACUAGCACAUACCCUCAACUCUGAGACAAGCUGGUUGUAUCGCAUUGUAGACCACCCCCUGUUCCCAGCCAUACUGGAGCAGCUCAAGACGAGCCUGGACAUUGUGGUCUUGUGCAGUGGCGUGUUUGUGGUUACCGCAAUUCUACCACUGGUCCCCUCGUACAUCGCUCCACACCUCCAGGACCUAUUCCAGAUAUUCUGUACACUGGCCACCAUAAGACAAACUAAACUACUAGGUUUAACCCCUAAGGAGCUGUGUCUCAACCUAGAUGUAGCCAUCUAUUAUUUUUUCCUACAAUUGUACGCCCUUUUCCCCAACAACUUCUUCCAGUAUCUGCGAACGCACUACAGUCAGCCGGACACAUUGGAGCGCUUCAACGAAAGCAUCGCACCUCUGUUCUACCAGGUUCAGCUUCACCCUAGUUUAGUGACUGGUGGGAGCAGCUAUGAGCUGAGUAGGCGUAAGUGGGGUACUAUGGAACCUGACGAUAUCGCCACACUCUCACUGCAGCUGUGUCUAGACAAACACCUCGCUCCCGAACAAGACGGCCGUCCCCUUCCUGAAGACCACCCCCCUCACACGGGCACGAGCCUCACAGAGUCACAUUCAACACACACACUUAUCGACACCCCCACACUGCCGCCCCCACACAUAGUAACCACCCCUAGCAACAGCUCACUUCUCACCGAUCUUCCACAGCCAGCUGGUCUAAAAACUGCCGAAGAACUAGACAAAUUCUGGAGCCCUCUCGUCACCCUCGGCUCUGUCACUCCUCAUCACAGCUCCAAUAUAUCACCCAAUGAUUCCAGUAGAAACUCAGUCACUUUUCUCACUCAACCCAGCACUGCUACGUCCACAGCUCCUAGUCCAGUGUCAGACUCUGUGGUUAGCAGUACUCUGCCAACUCCUAGAGGCACAAGUGCUUCUAACCUCUUCACGUUCAGGAACUACUCACCCACGGCUUCUAUAGACAGUGAUAAUCGGCCGGCUGUCACUCAAUCAGCCGUACACACGCCACUCGAGGAUUCACACGGCAGUCUGCACUUUGACCCUCUCAGCCAGUCCAUGCGGGUGGAAUCAAGCUCACAAACAUCACCUAUUCGGAGGAUGAAAAAAGACGUUCAAAAUCAAUCAUUUAAAGAGAAAGUCGGUCGAUUUAUUAAUGGACUGUUUGUAGCACAUACUUCCAAAGGGGACGAUUUGACACGCACUAGCGAAGAAUUUAUCGAGAUAUAUGCAUCAGACGCUGAUACCUCUAAAUCCAGCAGUGUGCCCUCACCAGCGUCGGAAAAUAGCGGACCAUUGAUACAAGUAUACAGACCUUUGUCUGAAGAAGUCGGAGAAGAAUGUUUGGCAGAAUCGCUCAAGAAAUCAAACAAAUCCUCGAUGGAUACCACGACUACAGAAGAGGCUCAUAAACCAAUCAGCUUGCCUCAGAGUAUACCAUCCUCACGUCCAUCACGCUCCAACAGUCAAUCCUCCUCUGAAGAAACAACUGCCCCAAAUCAAUAUUAUGAUUUCCGGGGGGGCUACCUCAGCCAUCCAGUGAGCCUGGACAGAACGGGGGACCUGCCUCACCCGUAUUCCUUCUCCUACCCAGAGAGAGGCCCCACUGAGAGUGUAGUAGUGAAGAGACUGAGGUCCUCUAACUCAGAGUCUAACACACGACGGACUGUGCUGCUGUUACAGGAGCGGCUCCAGGAGUUGGUGGAGUCUGGUGAAGGUUAUGAGGGACCUUCCCUUGAUGCGUCUGUGAUCACAAGCACUCCCGUAGCGGAAGGAGGUCUAUUCUCUGAUGAGUCAGCAACUCUGAACCUUGACCUCUCCAUUGAUAGCACCUCCACCGUCCUCCAACCUGCCACGCCCCCUACACACCCACUUAGCGGACCUAUGACGCUCGGUCUAAACCUGGUUGCCAGCCCGAGCAGACCCACCCAACCCACCACCCUCUCAUCCAGCCUACCCUCUGGGCCGUCUAACAACGCCAACACUCUUGGGGUGGGACUGGCCAGCCGAUUGUUCGUCAAGCGCGUCUCGGUCUGUUCUCGGAGGCCACGACAUCAUCAGUUCAGUGACUCUAGCGCUGAGAGUGCUGUCUCUGAAUCUCUAUCCUGCCUGCCUACGAGUAACCAUCCAUCACCCAUUGCCCUACUGGACCAGUACAUCAACAGAGGAGUCAUGCUGCAUAAGGGUCACUUUGAGACCAUCCCGCUCACAGAACUUGAGGGGGUGGAUUGGAACCACUUUGGGGGAUGUCCCCACGCCGAGGAGUCUGGGAUGAUGCAAGCCCAGGCCGUGUUGCUACACAGUCAGCUCAUGUUUGAACGUUACCAGUGUAUGCAGCAUGCUCGGAGGAACAGGACGUUACUUAGUCAAGCGAGAGGUGCUUCUAAAGUGGCAGAGGAGGUCCAGGGUCUGCGUGAGCAGGUGCAACGUCAGAAGGAAGCUGUACAAAGUCUACAGACUGACCUCCAACACAGAGUGUACGCUCACAGCAGCUCCGUUAAACUACAAGAGAAUCUGCGCUCCAGAAAUCAAACACUGGCAACUGAGAAUAAGCAACUCAAAGAUAGCAACCUGAUACUGAGUGAGGAGGUCCACGCCCUCAGGGAGAGCAACCAACAGCUGCAGAAGACGCUGGACCAUUCCAAUGACAAGAUAGUCUCACUGGAGAAUGACCACUCUCAACUGCACACACGACUGGAACAUGCCGAGACACUGAAGCGUGAAGUGGAGCUGCUCUCGAGAGAACUACAAGUGUUAGGAGACCUCUACCAGCAACAGAAGGACCGUACCAACACACUACUGUCACACACGUCCUCCGAGCUGGAGGCUACUACACUGUGUACAGCACUGGCCAGAGAGAGGGACUUUGCCGAGGCUAGGAGUGUAGGUGUGAGACAGGAAGUGGGCGUGCUCUCAGCAAAGGUACGGGAACUGGAGGGCCUAUUAGAGAGAAGAGAGAAAGAGGUGUCACAGUUGAGGGGACAGUUGGAGCGCACCGAGGGACAGUGGGGGGUCAAGAUUAAGGCACUUGAAGACAAGUACAAGUCCAUGAAAGCCGUUGGCCUCCAGUUGGAGAAUCACAUCCUGGAGAUGAAAGGAAGGACCCCUUUCAUUAAGAGGAAACGCCACAAACGAAGCAUUAGCCACCCUACAGAGCCACGGUACUGUGGGUACGUUCCCCAGUUCAAGUACCGGAUAGGGGAAACGUUUGGUACCAACACGCAUCGUCUCCUCACGUCAACAGACCCUCGAGUGGCAGCCUCAGGCAAUCCUGUGCUCAGUGACACCUUACCCUCCACCACACAUCCUCCCAAGACGGCUGAAGAGUUCUUCAGCAGUCCCGUCUAUCAGAAUCGAACACGGAGUUGGGGCGACCAGAAAUACGUCGCUCAGAUGGUGCCUGGAUAUACAGGCUAUAUUCCUAAGAAUCUCCACAACUUUGGAUGUCGCUAUGCUGAGAGUUGUCACUCAGCAUUCUCCACAUUCGAGCAAGAUCAACAGAAACACAGGACCAUUGCUGACGAGAUGAAAUCGUUUCGUACCAACUCCAGCAGCAAUCCUGAGCCACAGAACAACACUCCUCUAUACCCUGUCAACUCUAAAGCCAAACCUUACCUAUCGAGCUUUGCCAAGCAACAUACCACCAUGUCUCCAUACAACAUGCCUGAUGAUCAUCCACACAAGUAUUACAUGUCCGGUUACACUGGCUUUGUGCCCAAAGCUCGCAAGUACCUCGGUCAAGGCUAUCCCGUCAUCACUCGUAGUGCUCUGCAAGAACAUGCUGCCGAGGAGAAGAGGUUGGCCAAGAGUUGGAAUGCGCCGAUACGAUUGUUUCGUACCGAGCAGACAGGCGGGCAGCCCUCCACCACUCGUCUGUACAUGAGUGACAAUGGACUAGUACCCCACUACACCGGCCACGUCCCAGGAGAGAAGUUUCAAUUUGGGGCCACGUUUGGGACAAGUACCAAGAACCCCGAACUAUCAAUAUAGAAAACACUGUUGCGUCCCAUAAAACAAUACCCUCAUAAUUAUACUACAUGUUCAAAUAUUAUAACGACAAAUUGUUGUUUUUAUAUAUACAAAUCUCGUGAAAGAAGAAUGUAUAACAGAUGUUGUGCGAGUGAAUAAAAUCAGAAUAUCUAUAAUUUCCAAACAGGGAAUGGAUGUGCCUCAGUGUUGAGAACCCAUUCGUCUAAUUUCAAUACAUCAGGAUCAUCAGAGAAUAACAAAAAUAAAUACUUGAGAGUUUCACUAAUAAAAAAGCUCUCCAUUUUGUCCUGUUUUUUGUUUGUGUUUAAUACGCUAAAGACACCACUGUAGCCGCCGGUCUCUAUCCUCGUGUGCUUCUCAAAGGCUUGAAAGAUCUUCCAGCCCCAGUCUCGAUAGCGAGAGUCUUUCGUGAGGCGGUACUGGUAAAACAAAC
This is a messenger RNA of Halichondria panicea, 4818 nucleotides long. RefSeq names its product hamartin-like. The transcript has 16 exons. Gene Ontology annotation, cellular component: TSC1-TSC2 complex. Gene Ontology annotation, biological process: negative regulation of TOR signaling; negative regulation of cell population proliferation; regulation of cell cycle. The record is from RefSeq and is a predicted model, not a curated record. The coding region runs from base 135 to 4385 and encodes 1416 amino acids. Lineage: Eukaryota; Metazoa; Porifera; Demospongiae; Suberitida; Halichondriidae.